Salmo salar (Atlantic salmon) is the source of this 4062-nucleotide messenger RNA. It is a transcript of the gene gpr17, whose product is annotated as G protein-coupled receptor 17. Gene Ontology annotation, cellular component: membrane. Gene Ontology annotation, molecular function: oxysterol binding; G protein-coupled receptor activity. NCBI's taxonomy places the organism in Eukaryota, Metazoa, Chordata, Actinopteri, Salmoniformes, Salmonidae. Gene Ontology annotation, biological process: G protein-coupled receptor signaling pathway. The record is from RefSeq and is a predicted model, not a curated record.
GAGAGAGAGAGAGAGAGAGACCAUCCUGGAGAGAGAGAGACAGAGAGAGAGAGAGGGUGAUAAGACAACAUUCCUAACCUCCUGUCAGUGAGAGAGAGCAGCACAGAGGACAGCAGAGGAGCCUCCCAACCAACCAGAUCCUCCCCAGUCCCUCCUAGUCUACACUUUGUUCCACAUCCAGAAGAGGACCCGUUACACUGUGCUGGUGCUACCGACUGCUUUUUACCCUGCUCUUCUGUGAAGCCUACCCAUACUGCUCUUUACCCUGCUCUUCUGUUCAAUAACAACUCUACUGCUUUUUACCCUGCUCUUCUGUGAACCCUACCCAUACUGCUCUUUACCCUGCUCUUCUGUUCAAUAACAACUCUACUGCUUUUUACCCUGCUCUUCUGUGAAGCCUACCCAUACUGCUCUUUACCCUGCUCUUCUGUGAAGCCUACCCAUACUGCUCUUUACCGUGCUCUUCUGUGAAGCCUACCCAUACUGCUCUUUACCGCCCUCUUCUGUGAAGCCUACCCAUACUGCUCUUUACCCUGCUCUUCUGUGAACCCUUCCCAUACUGCUCUUUACCCUGCUCUUCUGUGAAGCCUACCCAUACUGCUCUUUACCCUGCUCUUCUGUGAACCCUACCUAUACUGCUCUUUACACUGCUCUUCUGUGAAACCCACCCAUACUGCUCUUUACCCUGCUCUUCUGUUCAAUAACAACUCUACUGCUGCUUCGUCCUACACCAGCUGUUGACAGCCAGACCAACGCCGACUAGUCAGCUACUCCACUACCCCCUCACUGCACUGCACUUCCCUCAAGCAGUACACGCUGUCUGAGGAGAACGCUGGACUGGUGGAGAUGAAGAUGCAGACCACUCCCACCAUGGACAUGGACGCUCUGACGUCCAUCUUGUCCAACGCGUCUUCAGAGAGUAGCUGUGCUCCUGUAGACAACACUGUGGAGAACAUGGUGUUUGGAGGUUACUACAUUCUGGUCUUUCUCCUGGCGCUCAAUGGUAACGCCUUGGCCCUCUGGAUCUUCUCCCGGCAGCGUGGCACAUCCUCUCCCGCUAACGUCUUCCUGUUGCACCUGGCUGUGGCCGACCUCUCCUACGUCAUAAUCCUGCCGCUCCGCGCCACAUACCACCUCAUGGGGGGCCACUGGCCAUUCGGCGAGAUUCCAUGUCGAGUCGCCGGCUUCCUGUUCUAUGUCAACAUGUACGCGAGUCUCUACUUCUUGGCGUGCGUGGCUGGGGAUCGCUACCUGGCCGUGGUACACGCAGUGAGGUCACUGAAGAUCCGCCGUGCCCGCUACGCCCACACCAUCAGUUUCUCCCUGUGGGCGCUGGUCACCAUCUCCAUGGCGCCCCUGCUGGUCACCCGCCAGACUGCGGAGGUGGACGGGUUGACGGUGUGUCUACAGCUGUACAGGGAGAAAGCCUCUCGUAAGGCCCUCGUCUCUUUAGCCGUAGCCUUCACCCCUCCUUUCCUCUCCACGCUGUCCUGCUACCUGCUCAUCAUCCACAGCCUGAGGAGAGGAUCCCGACUGGAGCCCCAGCUGAAGCUGCGAGCCCUGAGGACCAUCGGCCUGGUCAUGCUGAUCUAUGUGGUGUGCUUCCUGCCGUACCACGCCUCCAGAGCCACGUUCAUCCUGGGGUACGCCCACCCAGAUGUCUACUGCCAGACCAGGCGGGGUCUGUCCCUGGCCAACCGUGUCACCUCCUCUCUCACCUGUCUGAACGGGGGCCUGGAUCCUCUGGUAUACCUGUUUGGGGCCGAGAAGUUCCGGGGAACGGUGAGGAGGCUGUUCUUUAGAGACAGGGCCGGGGGAUCAGGGGCCACCAGUGCAGGAGAGCUGAAGGGAACACACGAGAGCUCUGUCAGCGCCAAGUCUGAGUUCUGAGAAGCUGGAGGUGGAACCAUCGGAAAUAUGAACUUUAUCUGACUGACUUAUUUUUAAGUACAUUUUUUUUAUACAUUUUUCUACCUGUUUUCACUCAAGCCUCUGCCAUCUCAAUACUUAUUUUUAUACUGCCGCUCCUGUCCAUAUGGGACUGUAACUUUGUUCUAUACAGCCUCUCCUGUCCAUAUGGGACUGUAACUUUGUUCUAUACAGCCUCUCCUGUCCAUAUGGGACUGUAACUUUGUUCUAUACUGCCUCUCCUGUCCAUAUGAGACUGUAACUUUGUUCUGUACUGCCUCUCCUGUCCAUAUGAGACUGUAACUUUGUUCUAUACUGCCUCUCCUGUCCAUUUGGGACUGUAACUUUGUUCUGUACUGCCUCUCCUGUCCAUAUGAGACUGUAACUUUGUUCUAUACUGCCUCUCCUGUCCAUUUGGGACUGUAACUUUGUUCUAUACAGCCUCUCCUGUCCAUAUGAGACUGUAACUUUGUUCUAUACAGCCUCUCCUGUCCAUAUGGGACUGUAACUUUGUUCUGUACUGCCGCUCCUGUCCAUAUGGGACUGUAACUUUGUUCUGUACUGCCUCUCCUGUCCAUAUGAGACUGUAACUUUGUUCUAUACUGCCGCUCCUGUCCAUAUGGGACUGUAACUUUGUUCUGUACUGCCUCUCCUGUCCAUAUGAGACUGUAACUUUGUUCUAUACUGCCUCUCCUGUCCAUAUGGGACUGUAACUUUGUUCUAUACUGCCUCUCCUGUUCAUUUGGGACUGUAACUUUGACUUUGGGAAAUCAAUUAGAGCUUGUUUCAUCAUCACCUCUCUUCAGUUGUAACUAUUUUCCACCCUGUCAAAGUGCUGGUAAAGACCAAAUCAAUGGAUUCCAUCCCAGUUGUAAUUGUAGUUGUACAGUAUUUUUUUGUUAGUUUUAAAAGGGGGAAAUGCAUGCCUUUUUACUCUUAGUAGGUCUUGAUCUGUGUUAACUGUUUAAGAUCAUGCUUACUAAUGCCUAAUAUGCUUUUGGGCAAGGUUAUUAUUAUUACCAUAAUACAAUCUUAUUUUCACUAAUUAAAGUGUAUCUUCAAUGUUUCCCGCCAAGUUAAUUCAUGUUACAAUCAAAUGCAUUUACUGUAUAUUAACGUUUCUUUGUUGUCCUAUUACCAAAAAAUAUAUAAUGUAGCCAUUCAUUUCAAAAUUAUAUAUUGGAUAAAUCUCUUACCGACUUUCUAGCAAAAAGUUAUGUUUGACACUGAGGUUAGUCAUCAGUGUCUCCAAAUGUAUGUGUUUGGACAUGGGUUUGCAAGCCUGUUUGUUUACAAGCUACUGUUUCCUCAAUACAUUGUAAUUGCUAUGCAUCCUCACGUAGCAUUUGAUAUAUGCAGAAAAGGAGCUAUAGGGCUUCAUAUGAAAGCAGUGAGAAACAGUCUGGGUGCAUAAAGACAACUGUUCUCAUCUAAAAUAUCUCAUGGCCUUUGUCUUAUUUAUACAUUUGACUGUAUCUUCACUUUAGGACUGUAAAUUAAUAAAUUGUUUUAUAUAUAUAUACAUAUAUAUAUAUAUAUAUAUAUAUAUAUAUAUAUAUAUAUAAAAUGUGUCUUUUUUCAUUCUAUGUGCUUACACUCUGUACAGAGUAGACUGAGGUUAUAGACUGUCUUAGUCCUUAUUAAAUACCACACUGUACAGAGUAGACUGAGGUUAUAGACUGUCUUAGUCGUUAUUAAAUACCACUCAGUACAGAGUAGACUGAGGUUAUAGACUGUCUUAGUGGUUAUUAAAUAACACUCCGUACAGAGUAAACUGAGGUUAUAGACUGUCUUAGUGUGUCACGUCCUGACCAGUAAAAGGGGUUAUUUGUUAUUGUAGUUUGGUCAGGGCGUGGCAGGGGGUGUUUGUUUUGUGUGUUUCGGGGUUUUUGGUGUAUGUUCUAUGUUUUCUAUUUCUAUGUGGGUUUUCUAGUUUUUGUAUUUCUAUGUUAGUUUUGGGAACAACCUCCAAUUAGAAUCAGCUGGUUGUCGUUGCUUCUAAUUGGAGGCCAUAUUUAAGUGGGUUUAUUUUCUCUUGUGUUUGUGGGUAGUUGUUUUUCGUAUAGUCCUUGUGUCCUUAUGGAACUGUAGGUUAACGUCGAUUUAUUUUGUUUAAGUGUUCACUUAUAUAAAUAAAAGAAGAUGAGCACUAUA